Ziziphus jujuba (common jujube) is the source of this 3001-nucleotide messenger RNA. RefSeq lists its product as uncharacterized. Gene Ontology annotation, molecular function: ubiquitin binding. Gene Ontology annotation, biological process: ubiquitin recycling; proteasome-mediated ubiquitin-dependent protein catabolic process. The record is from RefSeq and is a predicted model, not a curated record. Gene Ontology annotation, cellular component: cytoplasm; nucleus. The coding region runs from base 247 to 2526 and encodes 759 amino acids. The transcript has 23 exons. NCBI's taxonomy places the organism in Eukaryota, Viridiplantae, Streptophyta, Magnoliopsida, Rosales, Rhamnaceae.
UUAAUUUGAUAGAGUUACUUGGAAACUGGAAACUGGGAAGGUUUGUGAAGAGUCUGAAACAACUUGGAAAACAAGCAAUUUCACAAAACUCUCUCGGAGAGCAUUUUCCAAUCCAAAAGGCACCAUUUUUGUGCACUUCGAAUUCGCACUUUCUUCCUUCUGCUUCUGCUUUCGCUUCGGCUUUGGGUUUCGGAGAAAGACAAACUAGUAAAUCGAAUUUUGAGUGCCUAAAACCCUACCAAACCCAUGGACAUAGAUUUCAAAGAAUACCAAUUGCGCUGCGAACUCCGUGGCCACGAAGACGAUGUUCGUGGGAUUUGUGUGUGUGGUAAUGUGGGUAUUGCCACUUCGUCCCGGGACCGAACCGUGAGGUUGUGGUCUUUGGAUCAGUCAGACGAGCGCAAGUACUCGGAGUCCAAAAUUCUGCUUGGGCAUACGAGUUUUGUUGGGCCAUUGGCUUGGAUUCCACCCAAUGAGGAAUACCCAGAUGGAGGAAUUGUGUCCGGAGGCAUGGACACGUUGGUUUUGGUCUGGGACUUGAGCACUGGAGAGAAGGUGCACACCCUGAGGGGACAUCAAUGGCAGGUCACCGGUCUUGCAUUGGAUAAUGGUGAUAUUGUCUCAUCCUCUGUGGAUUGUACUUUAAGAAGGUGGCGAAAGGGCCAGCCAAUUGAAUCUUGGGAGGCUCAUAAGGCAGCAAUCCAAGCAGUUAUAAAGUUGCCUUCGGGCGAGAUUGUUACAGGUUCAAGUGACACAACCAUAAAACUAUGGAGAGGAAAGACAUGUACACAAACUUUUGUUGGGCAUACAGAUACGGUUCGAGGAUUGGCUGUGAUGUCUGGUUUGGGAGUUGUCUCCUCAUCGCAUGAUGGUUCUGUCAGGUUAUGGGCUUUAAGUGGUGAAGUAUUGAUGGAGAUGGUUGGUCACACUUCUAUAGUCUAUUCGGUGGAUUCACACAAGUCUGGGCUUAUAGUCAGUGGUAGUGAAGAUUGUUUUGCUAAGAUAUGGAAAGAUGGGGCUUGUGUUCAAAGCAUAGAACAUCCUGGUUGCGUUUGGGAUGUUAAAUUCUUGGAAAAUGGUGAUAUUAUAACAGCAUGUUCAGAUGGAGUUGUACGUAUUUGGACAUUGCAUCAGGAUAAGAUCGCUGCACCACUAGAUCUUGAGGCGUAUGCAUCCCAACUUUCUCAACACAAGCGCAGCAGGAAAAGGGUUGGAGGAUUGAAAUUGGAAGAUUUACCAGGGCUGGAGGCUUUGCAGAUUCCAGGAACAAGUGAUGGACAGACGAAAGUUGUCAGAGAGGGGGACAAUGGUGUGGCAUAUGCAUGGAGUCUUAGAGAACAGAAGUGGGAUAAAAUUGGUGAAGUUGUUGAUGGACCUGAUGAUAGUAUGAAGCGUCCUGUUCUUGAUGGAGUUGAAUAUGAUCACGUGUUUGAUGUUGAUAUUGGAGAUGGUGAGCCAAUUCGUAAGUUGCCCUACAAUCGAUCAGAUAAUCCGUAUGAUGUUGCUGACAAGUGGCUUCUCAAGGAGAAUCUACCUCUUUCCUACAGGCAACAAAUUGUGGAAUUCAUCCUCCAAAAUACCGGACAAAGGGACUUCGUAUUUGAUUCAUCUUUUCGUGAUCCCUUCACUGGCUCGAAUGCUUAUAUACCUGGACAAUCUUCCAACAACUUUGCCACUACAGCAAAACCUACUUUCAAGCAUAUUCCUAAGAAAGGAAUGCUUGUUUUUGAUUCGGCUCAAUUUGAUGGCAUUCUGAAGAAGAUAACAGAGUUUAACAAUGCUCUGCUCUCUGAUCAGGAAAAGAAGCACUUGGCUCUUACGGAGCUUGAAGUUUCCAGGUUGGCUGCUGUAGUGAAUGUUUUGAAGGACACAUCACAUUAUCAUUCUAGUAAACUUGCAGACAUUGAUAUUGCUAUUUUGCUGAGACUGCUGAAGUCAUGGCCGCAUGCAAUGCUCUUUCCAGUUAUUGAUACUGUCAGGAUUCUGGUGCUACACCCUGAUGGGGCGACUGUACUUUUCCAGCAUGUUGAAGCUAAUAAUGAUAUACUCAUGGAAAUUAUCAAAAAGGUCAUUGAGAACCCUUCAGUUCCUGCAAAUCUCCUAACAAGCAUCCGUCUUGUAACCAAUCUCUUUAAGAAUUCUUGUUACUACAACUGGUUGCAAAGACAUCGCACUGAGGUUCUUGAUGCCUUUUCCAGUUGUAAUGCAUCUCCAAAUAAGAAUCUACAGUUAUCUUAUUCAACCUUGAUACUGAAUUAUGCUGUUCUGUUGAUCGAAAAGAAGGAUCAAGAAGGCCAAUCUCAAGUCCUUUCUGCAGCUCUUGAAGUUGCAGAAGAGGGAAAUAUAGAAGUUGAUUCAAAAUUCCGAGCUUUAGUUGCAAUUGGGUCUCUGAUGCUUGAUGGUCUUGUCAAAAGAAUAGCUUUAGAUUUUGAUGUUGAAAACAUUGCUAAAGCAGCAAAGGCUUCCAAAGAAGCCAAGAUUGCUGAAGUUGGAGCUGACAUUGAACUCCUUGCAAAGCAGAGUUGAAUCUUUUAGUCUCUGAAGAAUAAGAGGCAGGAGGAGACGUUUUAGGAGAUUAACAGCCAAGAUGGUGGCUAGUUAUUCCACUGGAAAGGAUUUGAAGACUUCAAAAAGAUCUGUUUGAGAUUGUAACAAGGGAGCUCAUUUUCGAGGAUGACAAACUGAAACCAUGUGUACCAAAAUCAUAGGAAAGACGGAAAAAAAAAAAAGAAAAAAAGAAAAAGAAAAUGUUAUACCAACUUGAAUGGAAAAAAAGAGAGGUAACAAGAAUUAUUUGCGGAAAGCAUGAACAUCUCACUUCUGAUAUACGUUGAAAUAAGUUUCCAUUUAAGAAUGAUAUGAAAUGGUAGAUUUGCGUACUGACUCGGCUCUCAACUACCAAAAUUUUUAUUUCUUUCUAGUUUUCACUUUCUGAGCUAUUAUAUGAAUGUAAUACACUUGGUAAUAUUCUAUUGGUAGGCGUUGUGGUGCCUGACUGACA